This is a messenger RNA of Diachasmimorpha longicaudata, 2169 nucleotides long. RefSeq names its product lysophospholipase D GDPD1-like. Gene Ontology annotation, molecular function: phosphatidylcholine lysophospholipase A1 activity; phosphoric diester hydrolase activity. Lineage: Eukaryota; Metazoa; Arthropoda; Insecta; Hymenoptera; Braconidae. Gene Ontology annotation, biological process: glycerophospholipid catabolic process. The transcript is spliced from 7 exons. Bases 168 to 1130 code for a protein of 320 amino acids. Gene Ontology annotation, cellular component: endoplasmic reticulum membrane. The record is from RefSeq and is a predicted model, not a curated record.
CAAAGGCGGGUUCGACCCUGAAGACUCAGCAGAAUUCGCCGAUAAAGGCAGAUAAAGGAUAAUUGCCCCGUUUGAAUGUAUUUCUUGAAUGUCACCGUGUGAUUCCGUAGAAAUCGUUAUUUACCGUUUGUUUCGACACUGUCACGGGAUCUUUUUUCAAACUCAAAAUGUUGCUUUAUACACUAUUGGGGGGUUACGUCUUAAGCUCGUUUAUCUUGUUUAAAUACCCCAUGUUAAUUCAUAAGAAGAAAAAAAUUAGAUUUCGCUGUAGACACAUCAGUCAUCGAGGGGGAGCUGGGGAGAGUUAUGAAAAUACAAUGAGUGCAUUUCGAAGAGCUGUAAAGAUUGGCACGGAGAUGUUGGAAUUGGAUUGUCACCUCACAAAAGAUGAAGAAGUCGUUGUUUCACACGAUCAGAAUCUCUUCAGAAGCACUGGACUCAAUAAAAAUAUCAACGAAGUCAAUUAUACAGAUUUACCACUCUUAAAAUCUUGUCUGCCCAUCGAUUUUGAUCCAGAAGUAACAUACGUGGGAUCAGCAAAGGAGUCAGACAGAAAAUUUCCACUCCUAAAAGAAGUAUUCGAUGCAUUCCCGGAAAUUCCAAUUAAUAUCGACAUCAAAGUCAACGAUGACAGGUUAAUUUCGAAGGUCUCAGACUUGAUUAAACAGUACAAUCGUGAGGAAUACACAGUGUGGGGUAAUUUCAGCAAUGAAAUAACUCGGAAAUGCUACGAAACAAAUCCAAAGGUUAAUUUAUUUUUCUCGAUGAAGCGAGUGAUGACCCUCAUACUUCUCAUGUAUUCUGGACUCUUGCCAUUCGUUUCUCUUAAGGAGACUCACCUAGAAAUAUUUUUACCCUCAAUCUACCUCAGAAGAAAAGGCGGUCUCUCAGCAACAUUCCUACCUCUUCACAAAGUCGUCUGCCACAUGACGAAUUUAUUGUUAAUAAGACCGUGUUUGUUCAACCAUUUACAAGCACGGGGUAUUCACGUUUAUUUUUGGGUUUUAAACAGAGAAGAAGAGUAUGAACGUGCCUUCAGAUUAGGGGCAACCGGGGUAAUGACGGAUUAUCCUACAAAAUUGAAGACAUUUUUGAAUAAUAAUUACGAGGUGAAUGUCGAUAAAACUUAAUUGAUAUUUUUGAAAUAGUUUGAUAAGGUUUUGAACUUUCACUCUACAGUACAUUUGAUUAUCAGCACAAUUCUAGUCUCUAAGGCCACUGCUGUGUACAUAAUUUAUUUAUGAAUUUAAUUGUUCGUAUUUUUCGCUUGUGAUACAGUUUAGUCUGAGAAAACUAAAAUUAGCGUUAAUUUGCCCAUAUUUUCGAAGAUAAUUAAUAAUUUCUUUUAAAAAAUGUUUACGUUUGAGUCUCAAAAAGUGAGAAUUUGUUAACAAAAAAGAGAAAUAGUUUUUGGAAUAUAAAAUAAAUAUUCCACAUGGAGUUCGAAAUUUUAAUGAGCUCGGAAUAGCGAGUUGUUAUAAAUUAUUUAAAUAACUGUUUUUAGAGACUUUCAUUAAUAAGUAACUCUCGAAGUAUUUUAGCGAUUUACCCACCGCACAAAUGCAAAAUGAUGCAAAAAAUGUUAUUCUACUAGGGUUAAAUGACUCAAGUCUCAAAGCCUCUGGAAUGAUAUUCUUAUUUAUUUAUUUAAUAUAAAAUUACGAAAUUACAAGACUUCUUUUUAUGACAUUUGUUCAAUUAUUCACUCUUUCUCGAAUAAAUAUAUCAUAAUUUCCCUGGAACUUGAUCCUUAAGAGUAUCUUUCAUGUAAAUAAAAUUCAAGUUCUCUUAUUAUGGUAUGAAAUCGAUUGAAAAUUAAAAAUUUCGUUUUUUUAAUGAAAGAACUAAUAUUUCAUUUCUGAUAUUUCGAAGGAUAAUUCAUAACUGUGAAAAUAUCUUCUCGUUUGCCUUGAAGGGGGUGAUCUAAUAACAAAAAGAAAUUUACAUUUUGAAAAAUAAAAUAAAUAUUGCAAAUUUUGAAUUUUGCUCUUCAGCUCUAGUCCGACCCUUUCUUCACGGCACGAAUGGAGAAAAUAAUGUAAAGCUCUUAUUAAUCUACAUUUGAUCACAAAAUUUUGAAAUCUUAGGAAUGAUUUUUAUUGGAUGGAUUAUCUGGAAUGAUAUUUGUUUCCAUUUGUUUAAUGCAAAAUUAAAAAUGUGUGAAACUAC